AUGCAGGUCAUCCAUGCCGGGCUCUACUACCCUGCCGAUUCCCUCAAAACAAAGCUCUGCAUUCAAGGCCGCAAUAUGCUCUAUGAUCUGUGCUCCAAGCACGCCAUCCCACACAGAAAUACCAAAAAAUGGAUCGUCGCCCAAACAGCCGAGCAAUGGGAGUCAUGCCUGCGGGUCCACAAACAUGCACAAACCCUAGGCGAUGCUCCAACCCGGAUUGUCGGCUGUGACGAAGCGGCCCGUCGCGAACCCGAUGUCAAAGCGGAUGCCGGCAUUGUUGAGAGUUUAAGCACGGGAAUUGUUGAUUCUCAUUCGCUGAUGACAUAUCUUCAAGGAGACUUCGAGGACCGGGGUGGUGAUGUCGCAUUCAAGACGAGAGUUACCGGCGUUGAGCGCGUGAGUGAUGGAUAUGAGAUCACUGCCGUUUCGGACGAGGAUGGCUCCGUGACGACUAUCACAGCGGAGACUUUAAUAAACAGUGCUGGACACGGCGCAUGCGCCAUCAAUAACCUUAUUCUCCCAGAGGAACGACACCGAGAGCCGCACUACGCGAAGGGCACAUAUUUCUCGUACGGCGGAUCACGACCACGGGCCUCAGUUCUCGUAUACCCUGCUACCGUGCCGGGCCACGGAGGUCUCAGGAACGCAUUUAACGCUCGAUAUGGGAGGGCGUAUUCGCUUUGGUCCGGAUGUUGA
Messenger RNA from Penicillium waksmanii, 696 nucleotides. RefSeq names its product NAD(P)/FAD-dependent oxidoreductase. The record is from RefSeq and is a predicted model, not a curated record. Gene Ontology annotation, molecular function: (S)-2-hydroxyglutarate dehydrogenase activity; (S)-2-hydroxy-acid oxidase activity. Gene Ontology annotation, cellular component: mitochondrion. Bases 1 to 696 code for a protein of 231 amino acids. The transcript has a single exon. NCBI's taxonomy places the organism in Eukaryota, Fungi, Ascomycota, Eurotiomycetes, Eurotiales, Aspergillaceae.